This is a messenger RNA of Cladocopium goreaui, 541 nucleotides long. The record is from the annotation of a GenBank genome assembly. NCBI's taxonomy places the organism in Eukaryota, Dinophyceae, Suessiales, Symbiodiniaceae.
AGGAUCCGAACUUCACGGCGCAGAUCUUCGGCGGCCGCGGGCGCAUCGAGGAUCUGCGGCGCUUCUUUCAGGCCCUGCAUCGGAACCUCCAAAGGAGGUUGGUGAUCAUCACCACAGGCUUCGGCCCCUUGGUGGAAGCGGCCUUGGAACGAGUGGAUCUUCUGGGUUUCUUCUUUGAGGUGAUUGGAAGGGAUCAUCCUUUGUCAGAGGUGAAACAGGGUCGGAAGGAUCGCAUCAUAAAGGAGCUGCAACAGCAGCAUGGCUUCUCAUCCUUGCAGACCCUCUUCGUAGAUGAUGAUCCUGCCAAUGUCCUUCCAGCUGCCGAACACAGGAUCUGCCGCACCGUUUGGGUGCCGAGACCCACUGGUGGCAUGGAUAGCAUCAUGCUCAGGAUGAUUCGAGAAGCAGCCGAAGACACCACAGGUGAGAGCAACCGACUGUUUCGGGAGGAUUUCUCUCUAGCGGUGGGUCCGCCACAGAUCGUUGGGGCUCCCUCUCUCCACGCUGCUGUCCAAACAGCUUACCGGCGGUGACACCAAAA